Messenger RNA from Cannabis sativa, 1768 nucleotides. RefSeq names its product protein DETOXIFICATION 29. The transcript is spliced from 8 exons. Gene Ontology annotation, cellular component: vacuolar membrane. NCBI's taxonomy places the organism in Eukaryota, Viridiplantae, Streptophyta, Magnoliopsida, Rosales, Cannabaceae. The record is from RefSeq and is a predicted model, not a curated record. Bases 109 to 1611 code for a protein of 500 amino acids. Gene Ontology annotation, molecular function: antiporter activity; xenobiotic transmembrane transporter activity. Gene Ontology annotation, biological process: xenobiotic detoxification by transmembrane export across the plasma membrane.
UAUAUAUAUAGUGUGAACAAUGUACUACCAGAUUCAUUAGCAUUUCUCUCAAAAAUCUAAUCUUUGAAACAACACCGACCAUAUCGAGUUGAAACAGAGCAGCCAUUAAUGGAGAAAGAGAACAAGCAGCCAUUACUCUCACCAUACGGAGAAGAUGAACUAACCCACCAAAACAAACACCUCCUCAGCCGCCCUUUCACCGCCGGCGCCAGACUCCUCUUCACCGAGUUCAAAACUGAGUUUAAUAAGCUAUGGUACCUCGCUGCACCAGCCAUCUUCACAGCCAUAUGCCAAUACUCGCUCGGCGCCAUCACCCAAGUCUUCGCAGGCCACGUCAGCACUCUCGCCCUCGCCGCCGUCUCUGUCGAAAACUCCGUCAUCUCCGGCUUCUCCUUCGGCAUUAUGCUUGGUAUGGGAAGUGCUCUAGAGACCCUUUGUGGGCAAGCAUAUGGGGCUGGUCAAUACGACAUGUUGGGGAUAUAUAUGCAAAGAUCUUGGCUCAUUCUCAAUGGAACAGCUGUUAUACUCUGUUUUUUCUACAUAUUUGCAGAGCAAUUACUCAAACUGAUUGGUCAGACUCCGGAGAUAUCUGAAUCAGCUGGGCUAUUCUCCGUUUGGAUGAUUCCUCAGUUAUUCGCUUACGCAUUGAAUUUCCCCAUAGCUAAGUUCUUACAAGCUCAGAGUAAGAUUAUGGUUAUGGCGGUUAUAUCAGCCGUGGCUCUGGUUUUUCACGUUUUUUUCAGCUGGCUCGUGAUGCUUAAGCUCGGCUGGGGCAUGGCCGGCGCCGCCGUGGUACUCAACUUGUCGUGGUGGUUCAUUGUGGUGGCUCAGCUGGCUUAUAUAUUUAGUGGGUCUUGUGGUCGAGCUUGGUCUGGAUUUUCAUGGAAGGCUUUUCAAAAUCUUUGGGGCUUUGUUAAACUGUCAUUCGCUUCGGCCAUCAUGCUUUGUUUGGAAAUAUGGUAUUUUAUGGCACUUGUUCUAUUUGCGGGAUAUCUUAAGAAUGCAGAGGUUUCGGUGGAUGUACUGUCCAUAUGUGCCAACAUAUUGGGAUGGGCAAUGAUGGUGGCUAUUGGGAUGAAUGCAGCAAUAAGUGUAAGAGUAUCGAACGAGCUAGGGGCAGACCACCCAAGAACAGCAAAAGUAUCGUUAAUAGUGGCAGUAAUAACUUCAUUCUUAAUCGGUGUCGUUUUGUCUCUAAUCUUGGUCAUCACUCGCAAUCAAUACCCAUCGUUAUUUUCAGACGACACAAGUGUCAGAAUUCUUGUUACUAACCUCACUCCACUUCUUGCCACCUGUAUCGUCAUCAAUAACAUCCAACCAGUUUUAUCUGGGGUUGCCAUUGGUGCUGGAUGGCAAGCUUUCGUGGCAUACGUAAACGUUGCUUGUUAUUAUUUGUUCGGAGUACCAUUGGGCCUGUCAUUGGGCUACAAGCUCAACAUGGGUGUUAGUGGUAUUUGGUAUGGGAUGUUGGCAGGGACUGUGUUACAAACUUCGAUUCUUUUUCUGAUGGUUUACACAACCAAUUGGAGCAAAGAGGCCUCUUUAGCUGAAGACAGGAUAAGAAAAUGGGGAGGGGAUUCCAAUGAAGAUAUAGAAAAAUUAGUGAAAUAAUUAUGAGUGUAUUUGAUAUGUUUGUUGGUAUAUAUAACUAUAUAUUAAGAUGUCCAACAUUUUGGAGAAAAAUAAUAAUAAAAGAAAUUCUUUCAUAAUGUUUGAUUUAGGAAAAAAAAAACAAUUAGCUAUUACAUGGAAGAAUGGAUUUUAUGUA